Eimeria necatrix is the source of this 1752-nucleotide messenger RNA. RefSeq names its product acylglycerol lipase, putative. The coding region runs from base 1 to 1752 and encodes 583 amino acids. Gene Ontology annotation, cellular component: membrane. NCBI's taxonomy places the organism in Eukaryota, Apicomplexa, Conoidasida, Eucoccidiorida, Eimeriidae. The transcript is spliced from 4 exons. The record is from RefSeq and is a predicted model, not a curated record. Gene Ontology annotation, molecular function: lipase activity.
AUGGCACAGGUAGCGAACACACCUGGGGCAAACGCCGCAUACUCUGCCCAAGAAAAGCAGGAAAAAAACACUGAAAAUUUCUCCGUUGGUGGCGUAAAUUCUCCAGUGCAGCAAACCCUGACAAAGAGCGGUGAGCCGGCGGAAGUCCGCCAGCUGGCGAGCGGCUCCUCAGCAGCUGCAGCCACGGGAGCAGCAGCAGCAGCUGCAGCAGCAGAUAAAGCAGCAGAAGGAGCUGCUUCUGGAGCGGCAGAGGGAGCAGCUGCAGCAGCGGCAGAUGCAGCAGCAACAGGAGCAGCACAAGGAGCAGCUGCUGCUGCUGCUGCAGCGGCCGACGUAGCAGCAAGCGGGCCAGCAGGAACAACCACAGAUGCAUCAGAGGAGGUGAGAGCAGAUGCCGCCGCAGCAGCAGCAGAGGCUGCCGCCGAAAUAGCAGCGGAAAACGCCGCUGCUGGAGCAGCAAGAGGCGCUGUUGAGGGCGCAAUGGAAGGCGCUACCGCGGGCGCGCCGUUAGCAGCAGCAGCCGCAGCAGCAGCAGCAGAUGCAGCAGCAGAUGAAGCAGCAGCUAAACGCAGCAGUGUUGAUGUGCGCAUACCCUACGAACGGCCACGCAGUCGGAAGUUGAAUAGGACUUCAAGCUACCAGUGUCACGUGGACAUGGCGGGCUGGCUGCAGGCUUUCCCACACAUGACACUUUCAGACUUAGGCCCUGGAUUUGCUGCGGACAGCUUCUGCAACGGCCAGGGCCUGAGGCUUGCUACAUACGCUUGGCGGCAGACUAGGAAGGCCCCCAAAGCAGCUGUGGUGCUGUUUCACUCUUACACGUCUUAUGCACUGUUUGAUUUCCUAAGGCACCAGCCGCCAGAGGGAGACAAGUUAGAGGACGCUAAACAAGAAGAAGAGAAUUGGGUGCCCAAAUUUCAUGGCAGCUGGAUAGAGGCCUUCUACCAGCUGGGGAUGAAUGUUUAUGCAAUGGACCACCAGUCCCACGGCCGCUCUGAGGGCUGGCGGCAAUGGAGGUGCAACGUUUCAAAGUUCGAUUAUUUGGUAGACGACGGAAUCCAGUUUCUGUCGGAGACGGUUUGCGGGGAUCCCCAGCUGCCCGAAGAUGUGCCCAUUGUUUUGGUGGGUUACUCUAUGGGAGGCAAUGUUGUAAUUCAGUGCUUGGGGCGCAUAUACACCUGCGAAAAACUGCUGGCCAUAAAGAGUAGAGUCACUCAAGCUGUACUUUUGGCCCCGCUCAUCAAGAUCAAGCUCGACUGGAAAACUAAGCUGAUGCUCAUGAUCAAUCGAUCUCUUAUCUCUUGCUGGCUCCCAAAUUUGAGAUUCUCAAGGGCAGAAAACAGCGGAGACUGCCCAUUUCUGGGCUGGUGGUAUGACAAGGAUCCAUUCACGUACUCAGGCCGGACAAAGUCACGGAUGGUAGCGGCUCUGUUCGAUGCGUCUCGGAAGCUGCCCCGCAUUUUGCGUGGCUUUCCACCACAGCUAAAACUGCUGUGUCUUCAGGGCACCCACGACCAGACUGUCGACUUCCACGCGCCCCUUAAACUGUACGAAAGCCCGGUCAAACUCGACCUGCUGUACCUGUGCGGCUGGAGCCACUACAUUCCCAAACAGUCAGGCGCAGACAGACUUAUAGACCUCGUCACCACUUGGAUGGUCAAGACGCUCGGGGGCAAAGUUCAUCCCCUGUCGCCGCAUGCUAAGCUCUUCUCUCUUACUAAAAGCGCAACGGCAGAACUGGCAGCUUCCUAA